Messenger RNA from Polychytrium aggregatum, 548 nucleotides. RefSeq lists its product as uncharacterized. The transcript has a single exon. The record is from RefSeq and is a predicted model, not a curated record. The coding region runs from base 107 to 451 and encodes 114 amino acids. Lineage: Eukaryota; Fungi; Chytridiomycota; Chytridiomycetes; Polychytriales.
GUUGGAAAGUGAGUGUUGUCGCCGCCCAAGCCAGCGGUAACGAACGAGCGAGCGAACCGCAUAUGCGGCCGGUCGUUGUCUGCGCCUGAAGGGCAAUGGCCACGCCAUGAAGCUGCGCCUGCUCUUCGGGUGCCGUUUCGUGGUGAGGGAUGCAGACGGCGCCGUUACGGGUCCAGCUGCGUCCACCCGGAAUCGAACAACCUGCAUCCAUCGAGCAUGGUCCCUGAAGUGGCCGAGGCAGAGCAAUCCUGAGGAUCUGCGACUUGGACACUGGACACUUGGACAUUUGGACAUUUGGACAUUUGGACACCCAGCAUCGGAUUAUCAGCAUCACAGCAUCGCAGCAUCGCAGCAUCGCAGCAUCGCAGCAUCGCAGCGUCACGUAUCCAUGCUUCCCGCAUCCAAGACCCGGCCCUGCUCUUUCUCGGCCUGCAGCCCUCGUCGGGCCUGAUCGGUUGAUCCAUCGCGGCUCCAGCAUCUCCACCCAGCUCAACGCGCUGGUCUCUCUUGGUCCCUCGCCCUUCCCUCGUCUCUCAUUCAUCCAUCGC